Nerophis lumbriciformis (worm pipefish) is the source of this 1788-nucleotide messenger RNA. The record is from RefSeq and is a predicted model, not a curated record. Lineage: Eukaryota; Metazoa; Chordata; Actinopteri; Syngnathiformes; Syngnathidae.
AUGGCAGACAGCAACAGCAACCAGAAGGAACUGUCGGCGAGUUUCCAGAUGGCUGCGGAUAUCUCGAAGUACGACAAGAAGGAACGCCCGCCCCAGGAGUACUACGACGAGAUCAAGUCGAAGUACGCCACACAGCGUGAGCUCCGCCUGGACUAUCGCCCGCCCGGCACCGAGAUGUACCGCGCCCUUGAUGGCGAGUUCGCUAACUACGAGAAGGACCCGUACGCCACCGAGGUCAUCGAGCGUGAGUCGAUCAACGACGAGGUCGAGGUGCUGUUUAUCGGCGGCGGCUUCUCGGCGCUAUUGACCUCGGCGCGGCUGCGCCAACGCGGCGUCGACAGUAUUCGGAUCGUCGAGCGCGGCAGCGACGUUGGCGGCACGUGGUACUGGAAUCGCUAUCCGGGCGUCGCGUGCGAUGUCGUGAGCUACGACUAUCUGCCGCUGCUCGAUGAGAUGGACUACGUGCCGACCCGCCACUACGCCGGUGGUUCCGAGAUUCUCGCCCACUGCCAAGCCAUUGCCCAGAAGUACGACUUGUAUGACCUGGCCGUGUUCCAGACGACGGUGAACUCGACGACCUGGAACGAAACCGAUCAGAUCUGGGAAGUCACGACCGAUCGCGGUGACACCAUGCGCGCUCGGUUCGUGAUCUGCGCCAACGGCACACUCGCCAAACCUCGGCUUGCACUCAUCGACGGCAUGGAAACCUUCGAAGGUAAGUCGUUCCAUACGUCGCGGUGGGACUAUGACUUCACCGGCGCCGACCUCGAGAACCUGUCAGAGCUUCGCGUUGGCAUCAUCGGGACCGGGGCAAGCGCGGUACAGAUCGUUCCCAAUGUUGGUGAGCACGCCAAGUCGCUUCAUGUAUUUCAGCGCACCCCGUCGUCGAUCGAUAUUCGAGAUGACUGGGAGACCGACCCCGCUUGGGCCGACAAGCUCCAGCCGGGAUGGCAGCGCAAGCGUCGUCAAAAGAUCAUCGACAAGUUCCGCUACCAGGCAGAGAAGCGAAAGCACCUCAAGGGCAUCACCCAACAAGAGAAGGUUCGACGCCAAGAGAACGCCAAUAUCGACGCCAUGAUGCGUAUCCACAACCGCAUAGACGAGACCGUCAAGGACCGCGAGACGGCCGAGGCGCUCAAGCCGUGGUACAUGCUGAUGUGCAAGCGCCCCUGCUUCCACAACGAGUAUCUGCCAACCUUCAACCGGCCGAACGUGCACCUGGUCGAUACCAAAGGCAAGGGCAUCACCGAGAUUGGCCCAAAAGGACCGAUCUUCGAUGGCGUUGAGUACGAAGUUGACUUGUUGAUCUACGCCACCGGCUUCGAGGUGCAACAGACCGGCAUCUACAACCGCAUCGUGGGUGAAGGCGGUAUCGAACUCAACGACAAGUACGCCACAGGCAUCCGCACGCUGGUGGGUAUCCACACCCAGGGUUACCCGAACAUGUUCAUCAUGGGUGGAUACCAAGCAUCGUUCCAGUUCAACUUGACCGAUCUGCUCCAGGUCCAAGGCGACCACAUCGCAAAUGUGAUCGACUAUGUCCGCAACAACGAGUUUGACACCGUCGAUGUCAGCCGCGCGGCUGAAGAAUGGUGGGUACAAGAAGUCAUUUCCCACCGCGGCAAAACCAACCGCAACGCCGAGUGCACGCCCGGUUACUACAACUUCGAAGGUCAAGAGAACCGUCGCCAAGACGGCAAUUACAACGGCGGCUUCCACGCCUACAUCGACCACAUCCACGCUAUCGAAGAAGACAUGGACAGCUCCUUCGUGUUCACCAACGGCUAG